Messenger RNA from Phragmites australis (common reed), 663 nucleotides. RefSeq lists its product as uncharacterized. Lineage: Eukaryota; Viridiplantae; Streptophyta; Magnoliopsida; Poales; Poaceae. Gene Ontology annotation, molecular function: zinc ion binding. The record is from RefSeq and is a predicted model, not a curated record. The transcript has a single exon. The coding region runs from base 1 to 663 and encodes 220 amino acids.
AUGACGCAACUGCAUAAGGUUAUAGGAGAUCUUGCUCUACUUGUUGUUUGUACUGAUUCUUGUAAAGGGUUAGAAAAUGCAGUGAAGCAUAUUUUCCCUAAUGCUGAACAGAGGGAAUGUUUUAGGCAUCUUAUGGAGAACUUUAUCAAGAGAUACAGUGGUGGAGAACAUAUGUUUCCUGCAGCAAGGGCAUAUAAGAAAGAAGUGUUUGAGCAGCACAUGUCCACAGUUUUGUCAUCUAAUCCUGAUGUGUUCCAGUGGAUAAAAAAUUGGCAUUCACUAAAGUGGAUGAGAUGUGCAUUCAACCCAGUCAUCAAGUGUGAUUAUGUCACCAACAAUGUAGAUGAGAGUUCCAAUAACUGGAUUAGAGAUAUAAAGGACCUCCUUGUUAUUGAGCUUGCUAACAAGCUGAGGGAGAUGAUUAUGGUUCUAUGGCACAAGAGGAGAAGGAUUGGAGAGAGGCUCAUUAGGAAGAUACUACCAGUUGUCCUACAUGUCUUGAAGGCAAGAACUAGAGGGCUAGAUCACUUGUCAGUUGUGAAAGGUGAUAAUUAUGUUGUAGAGGUGUGGGACAAUAGUAACUGUCAUGCCAAGCAUGUUGUUAAGGCAUACUUGCAUGAGUGUUCAUGUGAAGAAUGGCAGCACACUGGUAAGCCUUGUUAG